This is a messenger RNA of Symbiodinium pilosum, 447 nucleotides long. The record is from the annotation of a GenBank genome assembly. NCBI's taxonomy places the organism in Eukaryota, Dinophyceae, Suessiales, Symbiodiniaceae.
AUGGUCAAGUUCAGAUAUCAUGAGCAGAGCAUGCUUGCCUUCCUGCCGAUGCAUAGUGGACUGCAAAAUGUACUGCUCAGAGCAGAUAAUCUGGACAUUUCCACCUUGGCUGAGCCAGCACGGGAGAAUGAGCAAGUGGGCAUUGGCGAGUUUGUGCGGGUGUCCCAAAAGCACCGCCAGCAAAACGUGGCUCUGGGUCUUCUGGUUUCUGCAUUUGCUGUGCUUUCGACCUUCAGUUGGGAUGGCAUCAACUUCAAGGAAACUAACCAAGAUGCCUUCAAUGACUUCAAUGUUGCGCUGUACACGGUGUGGAACUACCGCUGGGUGCGGGCCCUCUUUGAGCCUCGGCGCCUUCAGUUCCACUUCUGGAAUGCCCUUGCGCUUCCCAUGCUCGAGGCCGGUGAGCAUAUCGCAGAAUGCUGUCUCAAGUCGCUUUUUCGAGAAUAG